AAAUGGCAACCUACAUCAUGCGAUGCCAAAGGAAACUGUCCGAAGAAUGUGCUCAAUUAAUUCGGCAAAUAGUCCUGCAGAAACGUGCUGGUGCAGUGAAGAAUAAGCAAUUUUCGUGUUAUUCAAAUCUUCAAGGAUCCCAAAAAGAUGCUUCAGAUCUAUUCCGCACUGAUGAAGUCCAGGGGAUCUUGACCCGCAUCACAGGGAUGGAUCUAUCAAAGGUUUUCCGUCAUUCUAAACAGAAGCUAGAGCCUCCAACUUACAGACUUAUUGGUGAUACUAAGCUGAAAGAGUUGGAGGAAGAGGCUAAAAAUGAAGCAAAGAAGCGACUACAAAUGCCUCCUGUCUUGGAUGAGAGGGAGGAAAUAACAGAUAUUCUAUCAGAGAACCCAGAACUGGAAGGACUAGACUCAUCCAAGUUUGUCUUUACAGAUAUCACUUAUGGCAUUAAAGACAGGGAACGCUUCAUUGUAGUGCGAGAGCCAAGUGGUACAUUACGCAAAGCAACAUGGGAAGAGCGUGAUAGAAUUACCCAGAUUUACUUUCCUCGACCCUAUCGCAAUCUCGUACCACCACCUUUGUUUGAUGAUGAGAAUCUAUCGGUCAUGUUUUGUCAGGAUCGCCAUCAGGAUUUGUUAGAUGCAGCAUGUGUUCAGUUUGAGCCAGAUGCUGCUGAUUUCAUCAGGGUCCAUCAGCAAGCCUAUGAGGAUAUAGAUGCUAAGGAGAAGUAUGAUCUUCUAAGAUCAACCAGGCACUUUGGUGGUCUGGUCUUUUACCUCACAAGAAACCAACGAAUAGAUGGCAUGUUGAGUGACAUGGUCCAGAGAAACUUGAUUUCAGAUGGAGUAGACUUGGUUCGAUUGUACCAUCUUUUGCAUCCUGAGUGCCAAUCAUCAGCUGAAGUCCGUACCAAGGAACUUGAAGGAAUUGAUAUUAUAAAGGCAUUCAUUGCAACUGAUGCUAAGCGGAAAGGCAAUUUGGAAUUGGUACUUCAAGUCUAUGAGAAUGAACGAGCCUCUUGGAAUGCCACGACAGAUCAUCAAGGAAUUGUUGAGACACAGAGAUGAGUAAUAUUUCUCACCUUCACAAGGCCAAUUCUCGGCCGCAUAAAUUGCCUUUGAUCCAAAGUUGGGCAAGCAUUACUUGGAGUUGUCAAUGAGCUGUGUACAGAACACCUAACCAAAUCACUGAAAAGAUCCCUGUUGAACCUUUAGUUAUACUAUUUUGUAAAAUAAAAAUUACAGUUUAAAAUUUUAAGCUGAAUUUAAAUUGAAGAUAUGAAUAUUGCUGUGUUCCUCAUAUCUUGUAUGUACUAGGGAACUUCUCUAAAGUACCAUCCAAUCAAUAAAUGUGAUCAAACUGGUUUUUUUUAUUCCUUUUUUUCUACACCUACAGUUGUGAUGGAUAUGAGCACUACAUAAAUAUCCACUAUUAUUAUAAUUACACCUUUCAAACAACUUCAAUAGUAGCAUAUUAGCAAAUACAUCUGGCUUGUUCAAAGAGCAAGGUGUGGUAUAUCUCACACACCCAGUGCUGAAGUUCUGUAUUUUUCAUGAUUGAAUGGAGUGACAAUUUUGGAUUUCACGUUCUGUCAGGAUGAUAAUCGGGAACCAUGGAUGGCUGUCCCCUGAUUCAGAGUUGUACAAUCUAUUUUGUAAGAUUACCUGUUUUCGAGAACUACGUUUUCACAAAAGAUUUGUUCAGGAAAUGGGAAAGAAGUUUUGAAAUUCUGGUAAAUUUUGGUGAAAUCUUUGUAAAAUUUCCCAUCAAAACUACACGCAAGUAGUAUCAACCUCAUUUACAGGGCAUUUUUCCAUAUUUAUUUCAUUCUGUAAAGAGUAAUACAUACAUUUAUUUCAUUCAAGGCAUAGUGCAACUCUGCUGAAAUGCAAUACGACAAAUUUUGAACACAUAGUACAUUGUUUUAUUUUCCCAUCUCUUGGAGCAUUGAGUGAAAAAUCUUUUUACUACAGGCAAAAAUCAUCAAAUAGAGAAGGCCUGUCAACCAACUUUGACUAUUGACUAAGUCCCAUCUGAAGAAGCUCUACAGAAGUUUGUAGGAGAUUAAUGGAUAAAACCAUCUAA
Messenger RNA from Acanthaster planci (crown-of-thorns starfish), 2085 nucleotides. RefSeq names its product mitochondrial ribosomal protein S22 (gene mrps22). Lineage: Eukaryota; Metazoa; Echinodermata; Asteroidea; Valvatida; Acanthasteridae. The record is from RefSeq and is a predicted model, not a curated record. Gene Ontology annotation, cellular component: mitochondrial small ribosomal subunit. Gene Ontology annotation, molecular function: structural constituent of ribosome.